Molecule: messenger RNA, 2671 nt
Organism: Esox lucius (northern pike)
Lineage: Eukaryota; Metazoa; Chordata; Actinopteri; Esociformes; Esocidae
Product: retinoic acid-induced protein 2
Exons: 3
Coding region: 219-2126 (635 amino acids)
Biological process (GO): animal organ development
Cellular component (GO): nucleus
Source: RefSeq, a predicted model, not a curated record
AUGUCGGAAUAGCAAGGCUAGCUCGUAUUUGGAGAAGGGAAGAAAAUGAUAGCAUGAGACAUUUAACCUAAUUAAUGACACCAAUUUCCACAUGAUUGCAUUGUUCUACACGCGAUCUUUUAUCAAAGCUUGUGACAUCUCAACGCUGAGUAAACAUGGCUCUCCUAAGCUAACAUUCCAGUGACUUCAGUGACUCCAGGACUCCAGUGGAGGUUUUGAUGAAAAAGAAGAUGGAGGAUCUUUGCUCAGAGAAUGUAGCCGACUUUCCUCAGAAUGGGGCAAAUACUGGAGGGGGACGAGGGGGAGGAGAAGGCAGUUCUGGUUUAGGAGAGAUCAGAAAGCUAGAUCACACUAUUACCCAGCUGAACACCAAUGACGCGUCCAACACUGGCUCUCCGGGGCGGGCUAAGAGACCACCCCCAUGCCCCAUGGUAACUGUUCCACCCCCCCCCUCCGCCAACAUGGUCAGCCCCAACACGGAGGCCCAAGAGGGGAUGGCGCUGAAGGUGUCCGCCACCAUGCUUCAGCCUCUCUGUCUCGGGGACAGUCCUGUGAUGAUGCCCAUCCACCUGCUCCAACAGAUGGCUGGAGGAACUGCUUCCUCUGGGAUCCCCCCCUACCUCUUGACCCACCAGGGUCCCCUUUCCCUGGGCACUGGGUUCUCACUGCCACUGGUACUGGAGCAGCAGGUGUUCCAGCACCUAAACCCAAUGGGAGCAAUGCUACAGCAGACGCCCGCCUGCCCUUCUCUGUCCUUCCUCCAGAACAAUCUCAAUCUGCUUUGUCAGACGCAGACCCAGAACUCCUCCAUGGCUUCACUUGCCUUCUGUCAGCCUUCAUCCUUAGAUCAGAAACUCCCCGGAGGCCUUGCUCAGGAUCCAGGUCUCCACGCCCUCCUCCAGAACCCCGCCUUCGCUGCCCUCCUACAGGACCUGUGUUCCGCUCAGACCCAGAAUAAUCCCGCCACCGCUUCCUGUCACCCAGCAGGACCCACCCUGACGGACCCCUUCCCCUCAGCCACGUUCCCCUUACCUCCGGCCCAACCACCUCCACCUCUCUCAUACCCAUACACCUCCCCGCUUGCCCCCCUGGUGCCCCCUGCUACUCUGCUGGUCCCGUACCCAGUCAUCGUCCCUCUCCCCGUGCCCCUGCCCAUUCCUCUGCCCAUCCCUGUUCCCGUGCCACAGAGCCAAGACUCCAAAGCCUUCACUGACCGCCCUAAACCAGCCGUAGUGGCGACUAAAAGCACACAGACUAACUCCGAUGAAACUGUAGGCCCUCCCACGGAAAGCAACAUAAUGGCUAUUUAUCCUCCAUCAUCUGUGACGGCCCUGCCCUCUGUUGCCAUGGUCCCGGAAGGGGAGGUGUUGGACCUAUCAGUAAAAGCCCCUCCCAUAAUCCAACCGAAACAGGAAGUGGCCUUUCAACAACAAGACGACACAGUUCUUGACUUGUCUGUAGCCAGGAAACAAACGUGCAUACAGGCCGUCAGUAGAAAAGAGCGUCCUUCGUCCCAGGACUGGCACACGCCUUUCAAGAGGACUCAUACAGCCUGCCGCCCUGCAUCCGAGGGCACCGCAGCCGUUUCUCUGGAGCUGUUACGGCCCGCCGACUCCUCUCAGAAACUCCACCUCCAUCACCCGAACCUCCUGAACGGCCUAACCCACGUAGAGUUCAGCAGACAGCGUCAGUGGGCAGUAGUGGAAGGAGCAAGCAGUGGCAGCAUCCGCCCGAACAACGAGCCCAAGUCUAGCAGCAGCAGCAGCAGUAGUAGUAGUAGCUCAAACUUUGAGAUUUUCCACACGUCGCAAACGGCCAAAGUCAUUGUGGCUGUCAAAGAUGCGAUCCCCGCCACCGCAAUCUUCUGUGGGAAGAUCAAGUCUCUCUCUGGGGUGUCCAGUAAGAACCUGUCUAUGAAACAACAGCAGGAGGCCUCCGGCCACACUGGGGCGCUGUUGCAGCAGUGUUACGGUGCUCUACCGCUACCUAGGGGCCACGUGGAGCAGAAAGACCCCAAUGUCCCCAGGAACAGGCAGGCCAUCAAACUGAAGAAGGUUGGCUCACAGGAGAUCCACAUCCUACCCCUCAAGAAGCAACGACUUGCAGCCUUCUUCCCUAGGAAGUAGAGAAGUUAGACUAGUCUGUGUGUCAAGUGGUUAAAAUGUUGGGCCAGUAAUCAAAAGUUUGCUGGUUCGAAUCCCCAAGCAAAGAAAAUGAAGUGUAUAAGAGUGUCUGUUAAAGGACUUUGUAAAUGUUACAUAAAGGAAGUGUUGAUGAGACCUAUAAACCUGUGUUAGCCCACAAGCUUAGGCUAAUGCCAAUGCUUUAACUUCACAGGUGAAUUCAGUCUUGUGGAGCGCACAGGACCUGAGGUUCAAACCUUCUGGUUAAUAGAAAUUACAAUGCAUUCUGAGACAUUGGUCGAGUUCAUUUAUGUCAGAAAGUUGAGGACAAUCUUCAUGACAUUUUGUUUGCUUAAAAUGUACAUUAUCUCUUUGUGUCCAGAGAUUGACAAUUUGUGGAUCUAGUGUUGUAACUGUAUUUGUACCUGUUUUACAUUUUUACCUUAGAAAAUGUUCAUGUUUAAGUACCCAUUUACCAACACAGACUGGUACAGAUCUUGACCUCCCUCUACUUGUUACAGGAAUAAAGUACUGAGAGAGAAAUUCAA